This is a messenger RNA of Pseudo-nitzschia multistriata, 2438 nucleotides long. Lineage: Eukaryota; Bacillariophyta; Bacillariophyceae; Bacillariales; Bacillariaceae. The record is from the annotation of a GenBank genome assembly.
AAGUAGGUAUGUUUUGUCUUCAUAACGGUUCAAAAAUAAAAUCUUGCUUGACAAACCAUAAAUUCUUAUUUCUCUCCUCGGAUUCGACGUUCUUCUUUCGACCUUGUUGUUUGUAUCUGUCUGACACCGAAAUUUCGAGCGUUGAAAAAUUCCCGAAAUGUAAGUUGCAACGAGGACGCAGUUUAAUCCAGAGAAGUGCCGGACGAUACAAGAAGAACAAGAUGCGAAGCAGGAAAGAGUGACGACGAGACAAAAAAAGAAGACCAGACACAACGAAGAGACAUUCAAUAAGUCUAGGAAAAUGAAUAGUCGAAAGAUGUCAUCCAGUGCAGUUCUGCUAGGGAUAAUACAAAUAUUCUUGUUGCUGUAUUUGACGCAUAAGGUGCGGACAUUUACUCCCCGAUCAAAGAGAUUUUCAGUUCCAAAAUAUUCCAAUCUUGAAGGCAAAACAAACGGUGACAACAGGGACGACAUUGGCAGUAACAUGGGCGAAAUAAUUAGUGAUAGCAACAAUAACAAUACGAUAUCGCCAGGCGAAAAUUCAAGGAAGAGUUCGUCGUCAUCUUUGCCAACUAAUACGGUGAUGUCGGCCAUGACAACACCUGUUGCUUCCCUCAACAAGAAAUUUCCUCGUAACAAUGGCAACAACGAGCGACAAAAUGAUCGAAAAAUGGAUCUCAUGUGGUGCCAGAGUGAUAGGUGCCAGGAUUCAUUGAGAGAACGUGUAGUCGGCGAUCACAACACAAUUGUGUUCAAUGGACCUGCCACAGGACAAGUUGCGUACCGAUGGAACAAGAAGGCAUAUCCCAUCUCAAAAAGCUCCGAAUCAAAGUCACAUUCUUCUUCGUCAUCCAAAGAAAACACCCCAAAUAAGACGCCUCCGUUUGCAACACCCGUGCGAUCAAAGAUCGCUUCCGUACUACUCCUUGUGAAAAGAGACGAUGAUGAUCUUUUGCAGAUUGCCGCUCACAAGGUCAGUACAAAAUUAUUGUGGAGAGACCCUACUGUCUCGAACAUUCGGUUUGUGACACGAUGAUUUAGGUAUUAUUUUGUAUCAGCAUGGACUUGCCUGUGAUGAAAGUGAUAAACAACGAGAAGGUUUACUGAUAGUGGCCCGUGUUUUGUCCAGCUGCGUCUGACGUGCUUAUGCUCUUGCUAAUUUUUUUCGAAAGGUUCCCGAACUCACCGAAGUGGGCAUUGAUGUGCUGAUGGCGCCCGAGCUCGCGGCCAAACUUAAGCACUAUUAUGGGGUAGACGACGAACGGAUACAUUUAUUUGAACCUCCAAAAGAUACGAACAUAGACGACUAUAAGGUACGGUACGUUGAAGACGAUGAAGAAGAAUGGGUCCGGGACAUGAAUUAUGGUAAUACCUUCCCCGAUCUGAUAUGCACACUGGGAGGCGAUGGUCUUCUUUUGUAUGCGAGCAGCCUCUUUCAGGGACCUGUGCCACCGCUGUUGGCCAUUAGCGGGGGGAGCCUGGGGUUCUUGACAGCGUUUUCGGAACACGAGAUGACGAAUGCGAUUCGCGUAGCCUUGGGCAUGACCAUGCCCAUCGCAGAGGAUGGCGAAGACGACGGCGACGACGACGAUGAAAACAUCACAACGGAAGUCCCGUUUUCAUCGGUUGAAGAAGAAGAACAGGGUGCCUUGCAAGUCUUUCCACCAAACAUGCCAUCCUACCCCUACGAGCCCUUGGUAAGCGAGAAAGCACCGCGGUUUACCUUUGGCCUCGACGAACACAUUUGCAUGACGAUACGAAUGAGACUAGAUUGCAGAAUUGUCAAUCGAGAAGGCGUUGUCCGCGGUCGAUACAAUGUCCUGAACGAAGUCGUGAUUGAUCGGGGGGGCAGUCCGUACCUGGCGGCACUGGAAUGUUUUUGCGACGACGUACACCUGACAACCGUUCAAGCCGACGGGAUCAUAUUCGCAACCCCCUCUGGUUCCACCGCCUACAGCAUGUCGGCCGGCGGGUCCGUUGUUCAUCCGGCGGUUCCCUGUAUUUUGGUAACGCCGAUUUGCCCGCACGUGCUGAGCUUUCGCUCGAUGGUGUUCCCCGACCACGUGGUGCUGCGGUGCUUUGUGCCGGACGACGCCCGGUCCUUCGCAUCGGUCGCCUUUGACGGCAAGCACCGAUCCGAACUCCAGCGGGGAGACAGCGUCCAGAUCCAGAUGAGUGCCUAUCCCUUCCCAACGAUCAACAAGGGCGAUCAUUCUUCCGAUUGGCUGGAGAGUUUGAAGAGCAGUUUCAACUUUAACACGAGGCCGAGGCAAAAGCCGCUUUGAACAGCUAGGACGAUUGAGACCGGCACUCGCAUUUUGAUUUUCCGCCAUCGGCAUCUUAUCCCUCAUAUAUUCACACUCAUUUCGGUAACACUAGGCCAGCUUUGACGGCUCCACUGUAAAAAUUAGAGUCCAAGAUAAAACUAGACUAACUAU